This is a messenger RNA of Bolinopsis microptera, 1864 nucleotides long. Its product is annotated as BUD13 homolog. The transcript is spliced from 10 exons. The record is from RefSeq and is a predicted model, not a curated record. Gene Ontology annotation, molecular function: RNA binding. Gene Ontology annotation, cellular component: U2-type spliceosomal complex; RES complex. Gene Ontology annotation, biological process: mRNA splicing, via spliceosome. Bases 96 to 1343 code for a protein of 415 amino acids. NCBI's taxonomy places the organism in Eukaryota, Metazoa, Ctenophora, Tentaculata, Lobata, Bolinopsidae.
CGUAUGGUACGAAAUGGUAAAUGUUAUGUCCCCAUGUUUAACUCGGAUUCGUCCGUUUCAAAAAUCGUGUCGCUCACGACCUUGUGGAAGUGGCGAUGUCUCAAGAGGAGAUAUUCCGCAAGUACAUGUCCGAGUCGGCUCAAGCUCGCAAGAAGGCCCGAAACGCUCGACAUAGUACAGGGGGCAACAUGACAAUAAUUGAUAACGAGGUGUCCAUGAACCAGAUACAAGCAGGAUCACGUGCAGAUGAGGAGUAUGGGGAGGAUGCACCUCAGUUUAUCGCCCCUGUUGCAAGAUCGGGAAAUUCAAAGUGGAAGAAACCAUCAUCUAGCUUCACAACUGUGGGAUUCUCAAACAUUCCCACAGGCAGCAACCAGGGGGGCAACGGUGCUGCAGUUAAUUCCGGACGAGGUCGACAUGAUUCAGACUCCGACAACUCACCUCCCAGACUAAAUAAGAAGUCGUCAGAAAGUUCCAGCGGGUCAGAUUCAGAUGCUUCACCCCCACGAAAACGAACAUUCACAGAAGCUCCUAGAAAAUUCAGUGAAGAUCCACGAUCUUCAAAGAAAGAAAAGAAAUCAAAAAAGAAAUCAAAAAAGAGGAAAAAGGCAAAGGAGUCGUCCUCUGAUUCAGAUUCAUCAGACAGCGACGAGUCUCCUGACAGAAAAGGAGGACUACAAUCUGCAAAUCAACUUCUGGAGAAACUCGCAAAAAUGAAAGAAUUCGCUGAAAAGAAGCGCAGAGAAAUGGAAGGAGAGUUUAAGGUACCAGACGCUCCAGUGCGACGAGACAAACAAGGUAACAAAAUAGACAAAAUGUUAGAAGAAGCAAAGGAGAGUGCUGAGAACGAGGAGGAGAGGAUAAAGUUGGAGAAGUUCAUGAUGUACAGCAAAGGGUUAGUACAGACCAAAGAAGCAGCUGCCAAAAAAGCUGACAACCAAUACGAGAUGACCAAACCAAUGGCUCGAUACAAUGACGAUCAGGACUUAAACUCGCUCUUGAAACAGAAAGGAAGAGAUGAGGAUCCCAUGAACAAGUUCAUGGAAAAGAAGAAAAAGAAAAAGAGCAAGAAGAGUAAGAAGAAAAAGAAGAAGAAAAGUAAGAAGAGCAAGAAGAAGAAAUACGACAGUGAUAGUUCAGAGAGCAGUAGUAGCAGUAGCGACAGUGGUGGGGAUUACAGCGGUCCUCCUGCUCCCCCAAACAGAUUUGGCAUCUUGCCAGGACCCAAAUGGGACGGUGUGGACAGAUCCAACGGUUACGAGAAACUUCUGUUUAUGAAACAAGCUGAAAAACUGGCGAUGAAGCAAGAGUCAUAUAAGUACAGCACCGCGUACGAUCUGUGAACAUUACAGAGAGUGCCAUGAUGAACCGCUAAAUUAUAUAUAUGAGAAGGGACCGAGUUUCAUCUACAAAUAGAUAACUUGUUUUAAUUCAGGAUCACGGAUUCUUUUUAAUCGUAAAUGAAUUUUAUUUAUAUCCUAUAUUUGUUUGGAACCUCGUCCUUGACCAUGAAGGAUGGUGAAUGAGAUGAAAAGAUCAUUUUUUACUCGAUGCCAGUAUGUCUGGGUCAGAAAUUUGCGCUCAUGAUAUUAUGUCGCCUGCCAGUGUUUCUGUCGUUAGUUGCAAAAGGUCAUAUUUAUUUUGAAUAUGUAACUGUAACACCCUGUAACAGGUUUAAAAGUUUGAAACGAUUCCAUAAUUGUUUAAUGAUACUGAUCAUGAUAGGUAAAUUAUUCACACGUGAACAUAAUCACGUGACAAUGUUUCAGAUGUUUGAGAGCGAUCUUAGCGAGAUGAAGAAUAUUGCGAGCUCUUAUAAUGUUUAUAAUACAACGUUUCAUAUUUCAUUUCGAACCUUCGAAAA